GAAGAAGAGCAGUGCGGAAGCGAAGAGGGACGCGUCGCCCUGCCAGGCUGCAACAUGAACCCACGACAUUGAUCCACGGCGACUGCGCCGCGCUAACCGGGGUGGGAACGACAACGAGUGGGACAACGAGGGGGACACUUGGACACCGUGGAAGUAGCGGAGAACGCCGGUGUCUUGGUGCGGAUCGGAAGGCGUCGCUUCUCAGGGGGUCAGGGGCGACACGUCCGUACAGCUGCAUGUUUUUGGCAGAGCACUGUGCCAAGUGACUGCAAAGCUCCAGGACAUGUCUGCAGCUUGCGUGAGGUGGACGCUGGGCCGCACACUGAGGGCCGUGUGCGGUGGCCCCCGGUGCCACUGGGCACCGGCAGCGAGACCGGCGGCACCCGGUGGUGACGGGCCUGACGUCGUCGUCGCCGCCGCCUCCUCCUCCUCCUUGAGGCGGUCUCCAUUCUCCACAGAUGCGGGCGACUCGGAGCAGGCUCCCGCGCCAAAGGCGAAGAACAAGCGCGACCCCAAAGCUCAAGGCACGAUCGGCGCCGUCGGCCGCAGGAUCCCCCACCGCGAGGUGCAGGUGAUCAGCGAGACGGGCGAGAACCUGGGCACCAUGCACCGCGCGGACGUGAUCCGGGUGCUGGACGAGCGGGGGCUCAAGCUGGUGCUGCUCAGUGACCGCAGAGACCCCCCCGUCUACCGGCUGAUGAGCGGCAAGCAGAUCCACGAGGAGCAGCUGAAGCUGCGGGAGAAACAGAAAGCAAAAGCAGCCCCCGUGCAGGUGAAAGAGCUCACCUUUUCGUCGGGCAUCGCAGCUCACGACCUGUCCACCAAGUUGAAGCAAGUGGAGGGCUGGCUGGAGAAGAAGAACCACGUUAGAAUCACUCUGCGAUCGGGCCGCGGGGGAUCCGCAGUCAACCUGGAUACAAAUCUGGAGCAGAUAGUGCAGCAAAUGGAGGUGAUGUUCGGAUUUGUUUCCAAACCAAAAGCCGUGCGCGACGGUCAAGCGGCCGUGUGCGUCCUCCGACCGCCUUCGGCAAAGGAACUGUCACAACAACCGAAGAGUAAAGGUGAUCCUUCGCAGUCUGACGACUCAACGUCACGGGCCACCGAGAGCCAAGCGGCCGUCCCUCCUGUUGGCGACACAGACGCCGCGGAAGGGUCCGCGCGGCCGGGUUCUGGUGCAAAUAAAACAUUGUCAUAAGUCAAAGUCUGCUCUUAAAUGUUAUGUGUGGUGUCAAUUAUUUUGACGGGCCCCAUUCUUCAUGUAAAAUAGUGAAUAUAUAUAUAUAAUGAAGCCCGGUGUUUAACAUUGACCAAAGUGUAAUGACCUUCGGCCUCCUGAAAGGGUCUCAGGUGGCAGAGCUGAAACCAAAAUCGUUGUAGACAAGAAGAAGGAUGUUUUUACAGUAUUGUGCCUCACGUUUGAAUACUGCAUUCACUUCUAAUACAUCUGCUCUUAAAAACAUCCCAUCCACUCUUUUCCCAGGGGGGUAGGGGGGUGGGGCAGCGUGUAGCAUGUAGCAAUAUGGUGGCAUCUAGCGGGGAGGUUGCAUGGUGCGACCAACUGAAAGCGGGUUCAUUUGAAGAGUUUGUUGAAGUACAGGGUUUGGUUUGUCCCUUCUGGCCUACUGUAGAAAACAUGGCCGCAGGCUCAUUCUAAGCUAACGAAAACACAACGAUUUGUAAUUUACAGGUUGGCAAAAUCCCCCUAACUGUUCCACCUUUGACUUGUCCUGGCUGUAAACGUAACCUCAAUGGACCAGUUGUUUGGGACAUGAUUGCCCUUGAGUCUUCACAUGUGACAUUGAGAAGACAUUUUUGAACCCAAAAUGUAAUAAAUACAAUUUUACACAUUACAUUUAAAUAACAUUGAACAGGCUGACAGCACCUACUUGUGCCUGUCCCAAG
Pungitius pungitius (ninespine stickleback) is the source of this 1902-nucleotide messenger RNA. RefSeq names its product mitochondrial translational initiation factor 3 (gene mtif3). The coding region runs from base 284 to 1195 and encodes 303 amino acids. Gene Ontology annotation, biological process: mitochondrial translational initiation; ribosome disassembly. The record is from RefSeq and is a predicted model, not a curated record. Gene Ontology annotation, cellular component: mitochondrion. Gene Ontology annotation, molecular function: translation initiation factor activity; ribosome binding. NCBI's taxonomy places the organism in Eukaryota, Metazoa, Chordata, Actinopteri, Perciformes, Gasterosteidae. The transcript has 4 exons.